Messenger RNA from Emericellopsis cladophorae, 1362 nucleotides. Its product is annotated as Ras like. The record is from RefSeq and is a predicted model, not a curated record. The transcript is spliced from 8 exons. Gene Ontology annotation, cellular component: UDP-N-acetylglucosamine transferase complex. NCBI's taxonomy places the organism in Eukaryota, Fungi, Ascomycota, Sordariomycetes, Hypocreales, Bionectriaceae. Gene Ontology annotation, biological process: dolichol-linked oligosaccharide biosynthetic process. The coding region runs from base 1 to 1362 and encodes 453 amino acids.
AUGUCAAACUCGACGUCUGAUCCCGCUAAAGGAAGUGAGCUUGUGCAUGGUGCCGAGACAUACUCCCGCGACUUCAGCAGCGGGGACCAUGAGCAUAGCCAACAUGCCACCAUUGCCUCGUUUCAUCAAGAUACCUCAUCCAUACAGAGUCGCCCCCCCUCUCGCAUCUCCACGACCAUCCGCCAAGCAGUGACCCCCGUCUUUGGGAAGGUUGCCGUCAAGCGCGCGGCGACUGUCCUGGGCACCAUACGCGAACAUGGCGAGCACGGCACGCGUAAACGAGACAUGCUCAGGGGGCUUCUCCGGGGAAACAAGCGAAAGAGAACCGAGCGCGCUAUGGCUAUUUUCCAGAUGCCAUUGCCAUCACACGGACUUGCUACGAAGUCUACGCAGCUGGCAGAGAAUACUAUGACAGACCUGUCACGUUGGAGAUACAAGAUUGGACUGUACAGUAUCGUCAGAUGGUGGCGGUGUGCCGUGCACGAGGGCUUCGCCUCCUCAAGCCGAUACCCUCCGCUGCUGCAUCUUGUGGGGAUGAAAUGCGACAAGCGCAGCGUCGAGGAGGGCUUGUCUGAUACUCGCACGGCGAAUCUGGCCGCCUUUCCCACGUGUUGCGUUGAGGUGGAAGAGGCAACAUGGCAAGCUCGACGGAUCGGGGCAGAUCGCUACCUCGAGUGCUCGGCACUGACAGGAGAGGGUGUGAAGAGUGUCGUGGAUGAGCUCGGUCGAGAAGUGAUUCGCCAUUUUGCUGUGUCCCGCCAAAGGGCACGCACGACCAUUGAAUGGAAGCCAGCAGCUCAUCAGCGCGUCGGCGAUGAGUACUAUCUUUUCGUGCUUGGCUCCGGUGGUCAUACCAAGGAGAUGCUCAUGAUGAUGGACGACGGACAAACCAACCUUGCCAGAACACACAGGCGGUACAUGGUCUCUCGUGGCGAUGACAUGUCACUGCAUCACUUGGAAGAGUUUGAGAGUCGCGUGAGGCUCGAGUACGACGCUGCAGAGACGGGCACAUAUGAUGUUCGCACCGUGACCAGAGCACGCAGGGUGCACCAGCCCCUUGCCACGACUCCCUUCUCUGCAUUGAAAUACCCGACAAUCAUCUUUUCAAACGGCCCGGCAAAUGGCCUCUUUGUGGCUCUGGCGGUCCAUUUCUUGAAGAUGGCCUACGCCAUUCCCGAGGGCAAAUGCGCCUUUGUGUACAUCGAGUCGUGGGCGAGAAUAUCAACGCUCAGUUUGACGGGGAAACUGUUGCAUUAUACAGGAAUGGCCGAUGGAUUCGCGGUGCAACACGAGCCGGUCGCGCUGCGCUAUGGGGUGACCAACGUCGGUCCUUUGGUGUUCAACUGCCGCCGCGAAGUGUAG